AUGGAUGCCUCGGAGGCCCUUCGGAUUAUUGGUACACUCAAUACGCGCACAGUACAGGCAGAACGCCGCCAAGCGAGAGCCGAACAGGAGCUAGUGACAAUACGGGAGGCGCUCGGUCAAGCUAGGAGCGAGUUGGAGGAAAUAGUCCGGCUGACCGAGCUUCUUUAUGAGGUUAAUCGGCGGAUGGGGUCCAUGAUGGAUUACCUAUUCAAAGAGCAUGCUAUCAAGCAUGGUUAUGAGGAUGCGAAAUCCUUUGAUUUGAUGUUUGAUUUGGUGGUGAAGCGGCUGGAGGCGGAGGAGUCGGGGGAGCCUCCCAAACGCGACGAGAAAGCCGGAGACCUCGGCAACCAUGUCUCUGCACCUGCAGAGCUGAGUGGUGGGAGUGGUAUGAACUGA
Messenger RNA from Penicillium bovifimosum, 396 nucleotides. RefSeq lists its product as uncharacterized. The transcript is spliced from 2 exons. NCBI's taxonomy places the organism in Eukaryota, Fungi, Ascomycota, Eurotiomycetes, Eurotiales, Aspergillaceae. The record is from RefSeq and is a predicted model, not a curated record. Bases 1 to 396 code for a protein of 131 amino acids.